Carica papaya (papaya) is the source of this 456-nucleotide messenger RNA. Its product is annotated as glycine-rich protein. Lineage: Eukaryota; Viridiplantae; Streptophyta; Magnoliopsida; Brassicales; Caricaceae. The record is from RefSeq and is a predicted model, not a curated record.
AUGGCAAGGUGGUACGCGAUCAUCACUUCAGCUCUUGUAUUAUCAUUUCUGCACGCAGCUGCUCGUAACUUACCGAGUGAUGUCGCUUAUCGUGUCAACGAACAACCAUCUGAUCAAGCAAGUGGACCAGAGGAAACAGUUUUGCAUGCAGAUGCACCAAAGGCGGAGUCACCUACUGGUCUGGACGACGAAAAGAAUUUCAUCUACGGAGGAGUUGGCGGUUUCGCCGGCGUUGGAGGGUAUGCCGGAGUGGCUGGUGGGAUUCCUUUACUGGGUGGUCUUGGUGGGAUUGGGAAAUUUGGUGGGAUUGGAGGAGCAGGUGGAAUAGGCGGCAUUGGUGGCCUCGGCGGUGGUGUUGCUGGCGGAGUUGGUGGGGUCGGUGGCAUCGGUGGGUUGGGGGGUCUUCCGGGUGGUGGCGCCGGUGGACCCGGUGGUGGGAGUUUACCUUUUCCUUGA